CUGAUAUUGGCCAGAUCAUUCAGUGUUCAGUCGAAGGCGAAGGCUUGCAGUGAACGCGUCGUGUUGUCUAGUGAUUCCGAUCCCGAGAAUUCUUAUUAACUCAAUCUUCAGUUAGAUCCUCGCGUGACCACUAUUAACGAAAAGUUAACAUUAACUUGACAAAUCACCAACCAACGUAAAGAAAAUGGCCAAAAUCAUUUUGUUUUGUUUGCUAAGCCUUUUGGCAUGCGCUGCAGGUCAACGCAUUACUACCAUACAUUUGGAUGGCGUGCAGUACUUCAUUAGCCGAAUGAAUCCCUAUUCACCGGAAUUGAAUUACUUUUUGGCCUACCAAUAUUGCCGAUCGCUGGGCCUGCAGUUGGCUUCGUUUGAAACCAAGGAGAAGGCCGAAUCCAUGACCACAUAUCUGAAGAAUGCCGGCUAUGGUAACUAUGAUUUCUGGACAUCCGGAAAUCGCUUGGGCACGGGCAUGUUCCUAUGGAUGAGCACCGGUUUACCGUUCAAUGCCACCUUUGAUUUCUUUGAAAACUCGGCCGAUGCCAUUCAGGCUGGCCUACUCGAUCCCGUUGAUCACAAUAGCAACACUUCCCCUCAGCGCACAGCACGGGACAGCAGCAGUGGCGCCGAAAAAGGAUGCGUUAUCCUGAAGCAGCCCACUCUGAAAUGGAUGCCCGAGGACUGUUCGGCCGUUAAGGACUUCAUUUGUGAACAGACCCGCUGCUACUACUACAACUAUGGCAGCAUCCCAGUGUCUUCUGCGCAGGGACGCCCCAUUACCUCGACUACACCAAGAACCCCCGCCUCCCUGUUGGAUUUGCAUGCCGCUGCUCCAACCACGACACCACUUCCCCUCCUGCUAUCCACCAGUGCAGCUGGCAGUUCGACAGGCUCUCUGUUCUCGGCAGCCAAAGCGGCCAAAUCAUCGCCAGCCAUUGGCAUUGCCGCCGAUAGCGCUGCUGAGCCAUCGUUCAUGUCGUUCAAGCUGAAUCACGAUCAUCGCUCCUAUUCCGAUGCGGAUGCCACCGAUGUUGACGUUGAUGCCGACCUAGAGGCGGAGGCGGAUGCCGAGGAGCACGACGAACACGAGGGGCCCGAGGGCGGUGAGAGCGAGACAGAUGCCGACUCGGAGGAGGAGCACGAGCACGAUGGCGGCACCUUCAAUGAGCACGCUCGCGAACUGAACGGCAAUGGCGAUGACGUUAAGGAGCAUGUUUUCCCACUAAACGACAAUGAGCUGCACAACAACGAGAUGCACUCCAUUGAGGAGUUGCAGCUUCAGUUGCAGUCCCAUUCCCAUGAGUUGCAGCACCAUGACGAAGCCGAUGCUGAAAAUGAUGAUGAAGAAUCGCAGCGACAGGAAAAGGAAAAGCCAUCGCAGACUUCGGCAGAGCCUCAGCAGUCCGAAGCGGAAGCAGAAGCUGAAUUUUCGGGCCACAUUGAUGCUCUGCCCAGCUCGACGGAAUCGCCAGCCAUUGAGGUGCGUCUCAAGCAGAUUGCCCAGGACUUUGAGAAGAUGACCAGUUCACAGGAGCGUGCCAAGGAUGAGAUUACUCCACAGUCUUCCCUCUCGCUUAGCGACCUGAUACGCACCCUGCGUCCCAAUGAGCAACAGAUCAUCCCGCAAAUCGACUCGGACUACUCGAAUGCUAUGCGGGUCCUGGGCAAAACCUUUGUGCCCAACAACUGAACUAAAAACAAUCACUAUCAAUCCAUAAUAGUUGACUAAGCUUUUGGUGUUGUGUGUUUGGGGUGACCUAAGACUUUAAUAACGCGGUUCCACUGAGGAAUGGACAUUUUGCGAACAAGGAGUAAGGACAAAAUGACGCUUCUCUCUGCGGACUCCCAAAACGAUCAAAGUUUAAGGCACCUUCCCUUCUCCCUGUAGUAAUUACAUACUUAUAACGGAAAUUAAAUAAAGAAAAAACAAACAUUUUGCACAUAA
Messenger RNA from Drosophila willistoni, 1942 nucleotides. RefSeq lists its product as uncharacterized. Gene Ontology annotation, biological process: biological process involved in interspecies interaction between organisms. Lineage: Eukaryota; Metazoa; Arthropoda; Insecta; Diptera; Drosophilidae. The transcript is spliced from 4 exons. Gene Ontology annotation, cellular component: external side of plasma membrane. The coding region runs from base 185 to 1687 and encodes 500 amino acids. The record is from RefSeq and is a predicted model, not a curated record. Gene Ontology annotation, molecular function: carbohydrate binding.